Messenger RNA from Prorocentrum cordatum, 1041 nucleotides. NCBI's taxonomy places the organism in Eukaryota, Dinophyceae, Prorocentrales, Prorocentraceae. The record is from the annotation of a GenBank genome assembly.
AUGCUGAUUUAUGCGGCCGACCUGAAUCCAGAUGCGAGCCCGCGGGCGGAUGCAGGCGCUACGGGGUGGACGCCGAGGCUCGAGGUCGGCUCUGCGCCCGUGGGGGCGCCGUGGCACGAGGACGGACCCGCGACGCCGAGGCACGAGGACGGCGCGCUCACCGAGAGGGACGGCCCAGGCGGCCCCGCCACGCCCAGGCUGGAGGGCCCCGCCACGCCCAGGUUGGAGGGCCCCGCCACGCCCAGGGACGCGGCGCCGAAGGACGAGGUCGGCAGGCAAAGGUCCUCCGACGGGGGUGCCGAGCAGAUCAGCCUCGACUUUCCGGACGACGGAGGCAAGUGGCGGUGGGCGCAGGACCUGGUCGAGGACAACGAGAACGACGAGGUGCCGCUGAUCGUCCCGAAGGCUGCCAGAGAGGCCAUGGUUCAGGCGCAGAAGAAGGCCGCCGAGGCGCGGCUGAAGGCCAUCGCCUCGAAGCCCGUCUGGAAGAAGAGCCAGCAGGCUGGGAAGCUGUACUCACCGCGAACAGGACAUGCUGUGGUCCUAGUGGGCGACACCUUCUACCUCAUGGGCGGCACCAGCGAGAACGGCGUAGCAACGACCGUGUACACGUUCAGCAACAGCACCUGCGAAUGGGCAAUCCUGCCCGUCGGCGGGCAGGCGCCCUGCCCCCGGUCGGGCGCCAAGGCGGCGGCGAUGGGCCGGGCCCUGGUGCUGUUCGGCGGCUACUCGAAGCGCAGUGGUGGCACUUACUUCAAUGACCUCCACGUUCUCGAUCUGAAGACCAGCUAUUGGAUCAAGGUCAACGUCAGUGAUGCUCCACCUCCCCGCGUGGACCAUACCCUCGUCAGCUUCGGGUCGGAGUUGUUUGUGUUCGGCGGCUUCAAGGAGAAGCAGCGGUUCAAGGACUUGCAGAGGUUCAGCUUCCGCGACAACUUGUGGACCGAGGUGAAUCUUGGGCGAGUAGCCCCUCCAGGGCGAGUAGGGCAUACAGCUGUGAUCUUUGCCGGCAGGAGGGUUUGGCGGCUGGAGCGGCCGUGA